Molecule: messenger RNA, 8190 nt
Organism: Loxodonta africana (African savanna elephant)
Lineage: Eukaryota; Metazoa; Chordata; Mammalia; Proboscidea; Elephantidae
Gene: PARD3
Product: par-3 family cell polarity regulator
Exons: 24
Coding region: 2895-6548 (1217 amino acids)
Biological process (GO): cell adhesion; intracellular protein localization; microtubule cytoskeleton organization
Cellular component (GO): adherens junction; apical plasma membrane; cell cortex
Molecular function (GO): phosphatidylinositol binding; protein binding
Source: RefSeq, a predicted model, not a curated record
CAGUGCUCUUGCAAUUCCGUGCUUUCUUCAGUGCUCUUGCAAUUCCGUGCUUUCUUUAGUGAGAAAACUUCAUCGCUGCCCUCAACUCUUGGAAAGUUGUAGCUUCGGAUUGCCUUAGCGCGUUACUAGUUACCUUUUCAAUAAGAAAGGGGCAGGUUGCAGGGUUUGCACGGGAACUAGAGAGGAAUGUAGGUAGUUGAGUAUCGAAUCGUGGGUCAAGACAUAAAGUAACAACCUCGUAUUCAGAAUCUCCAACCCUGAGCCUUCAAGUCAGGAGAACUUCUUGGGGAUGGAAGUUGUUGUUAGCUGACAUCAAAUUGGCCCCCAACUCAUAGUGACUCAACGCAUGGCAUUAUGAUACUGUAGGAUUUUCAUUGGCUGAUUUCAGAAGUAGACCGCCAACCCUUUCUUCUUGUCCAGUUUAGUCUGGAAGCUCCUCUGAAACCUGUCCAUCAUCAUAGCAACAUGGAAGCCUCCUCUGACAGAAGGUGGUAGCUGUGUGUGAGGUACUUUGGCUUGGGAUUGAUCCUGGGUCUCCUGCAUGGAAGGCGAGAAUCCUACCACUGGACCACCACUCUGUAGUUAUCUGGCCAACAACCUGGCCUCCCCUCCCAGUCCUUUGCCCUGUCUCCUUUGUUCUCCCCUGAGCUGUCUGCAGCCACCGGCCACUGGGGGUCUAAAUAGGAAGUAAAAAGACAGCGUAUUAGAAAAUUCACAGUCAAAAUUAUUUAUAACUCCUUGUAUUUGAACCAGUGCAAAUAUAAUAAUUGCCUCUGAAAUUAUAGCUUGUAAGUUUAUUUUCUGGAGCUGUAUGUUACUAGGAAGCCCUGGUGGCGUAGUGGUUAAAAGGUAUGGCUACUAGCCAAAAGGUCGGCAGUUCGAAUCUACCAGGUGUUCCUUGGAAACCCUAUGGGGCAAUUCUACUCUGUCCUAUAGGGUUGCUAUGAGCCGGAAUCGACUCGACGGCAACAGGUUUGGUUUUUGGUUUUGGUAUGUUACUAACAUUUGUAUUUGUGUAUAGUUAACUUUUGAUUGUAUAAGCUUCUCAUUUUCAAAAUAUACAUUGUUAGCUAACCCAUUUCUGAUUUCUCUAAAAGCAGCAUUUGUGAGUGUUACUUAUCUUGGUGUAAAUAUCAUACACGUUAGUGUUGGCAGCAGCAUCCGUGACCACCUGUGUUGAACUAUUCAUUUCCCCCUGGUUUGCUCUGUUUUCUUGUGUGUCUUGUAUCAACCUUUUGAAACCACAGUCAGUCCCUUCAUUCUAGGUAAACCUGAAACACCGAGGGAAAAGGCAGUGCCCCUCAGUCCGUCGACUGAUGUUAGGAUAAAGGUCUUGAUAGCCUUUUAGCAUGGAAUAUGGAGCUGGAUUCUGAGAAUGGUUCUCCAGAGGGGCGGGGGUCAGUAGGGACAGGAGGAGACCUGGGGAAUAUAAUAUGUGAUGACAACAAAGAGUCAGUUGCUGAGGUCUUUAUAAAUGAGCAUUUUUUAAAAACGGAGAACAUUGUGGAUUUUUUGGUCCCUCAUAUCCGUGUUUAAAUGUAAGCGCUCAGUAUUUGCCCCAGGCCAAAUACCAGCCCUGUGCUAUGUGAAAUCAGAACAGUGGUUUGAUUCUCUGCGUUAUGAUAAAUCCUAUGAUGCUGUUGUAAGGAGCCCUGGUGGUACAGUGGUUACGUGCUUGGCUGCUAACCAAGAGGUCAGCGGUUCAAACCCACCAGCCAGUUCCACAAGGGAAAGAUGUGGCCGUCUGCUUCCAUAAAGAUUACAGCCUUGGAAGUCCUAUGGGGCAGUUCUACUGGGUCUUAUAGGGUUGCUACGAGUUGAAAUUGACUCGACAGCAGCUGGUAUACAGGUGACGUUGUAGGUGUGAGUUACCUGGGCAGGCAGCAAGUGGGAAAGUAGGGUCAGGUCUUCACUGGCACUGUGGAAAUAAGAAAAGAGGCUCUCAUUCAAACCCUAAACCAUUGCCCCCUCCUAAGGAUAGAGGCCGACUACUUGGCCCUAAGAACGUUCUCUCUACAGGUGCUCCUCACCUCUCACCUUAGCCUAAUCGAUAUGCUUGCCUUGGCGUCACUGACAGUUUCGGGCUGCCCGUGGUUGUGGUUUUGUACCAUGUUGACUAGAUGGGAGGAGGGCAGCACGGCGAGAGGCUGAGAAGGUGCAUUUGGAAAGUUGACCGCGUGGGCCUUUUGCCUCAGUGAUCGCUUCAGCCAGUUAUGAUGACUUGUGGAUUUGGGAUGCUGGAAAUUAAGGAUCCUCUUUUCUUAGAAACCACUCUGCUUGUCUUUGUUUCUCCUGGCAGACCCUUAAACAGAGAGGAUGUGUGUGGGCCUGGGAUACCCAGGCCUGAUCUUGGCAUGAUGGUAGGUCACGGCUGUUUGGAUGUUGGGAACCCAGGGCAUUCAGAGAGGGAACUGGGCAGUCUUCCAGACUGGGGCAGGGUGGUUUUGGCUGUGGUUUAAGCUACCAUGACUCAGACAAAGCCUGGUCCUGCACGUAGAGCCCGUUGCCGUCAAGUUGAUUCUAACUCUCAGUCAACCUAUAGGGCAGAGUAGAACUGCUCUAUAAGGUUUCCAAGGAGUGACUGGUGGAUUUGAACUGCUGACAUUUUGGUUAGCAGUGAAGCUCUUAACUGCUGCACCACGAGGGCACCAUGUACGUAGAAGGGAAGCUGUUUUCCCAGUGUUGGUGACCAAUGGCCAGCUCUAUACUGACUGGUAGCUGUGUUUGAUGAGCAAGAUCCACAUCAUGGAGGUGAUGGCACCAGUGCCAGCUCCACCGGCACCCAGAGUCCGGAGAUAUUUGGAAGUGAGCUGGGCACCAACAAUGUUUCAGCCUUUCAGCCUUAUCAAGCAACAAGUGAAAUUGAGGUCACACCCUCCGUCCUUCGUGCGAAUAUGCCUCUUCAUGUCCGGCGAAGCAGUGACCCAGCUUUAAUUGGUCUCUCGACUUCUGUCAGCGAUAAUAAUUUUUCAUCUGAAGAACCGUCUCGGAAAAACCCGACACGCUGGUCUACAACAGCUGGCUUCCUCAAGCAGAACACUGCUGGCAGCCCCAAAACCUGUGAUAGGAAGAAAGAUGAAAACUACCGAAGCCUCCCACGGGAUACUAGUAACUGGUCUAACCAAUUUCAGAGAGACAAUGCUCGCUCCUCUCUGAGUGCCAGUCAUCCGAUGGUGGACAAGUGGCUGGAGAAGCAAGAGCAGGAUGAGGAUGGGACAGAAGAAGACAAUGGCCGUGUUGAACCAGUUGGACAUGCUGACACUGGUUUGGAGAAUAUGCCCAGCUUCUCUCUGGAUGAUAUGGUAAAGCUCGUACAAGUUCCCAACGAUGGAGGGCCUCUGGGGAUCCAUGUAGUGCCUUUCAGUGCUCGAGGCGGCAGAACCCUGGGGUUGUUAGUAAAGCGAUUGGAGAAAGGUGGUAAAGCUGAACAGGAAAACCUUUUUCAUGAGAACGAUUGCAUUGUCAGGAUUAAUGAUGGCGACCUUCGAAACAGAAGAUUUGAACAAGCACAACAUAUGUUUCGCCAAGCCAUGCGUACACCCAUCAUUUGGUUCCAUGUGGUUCCUGCAGCAAAUAAAGAGCAGUAUGAGCAACUAUCCCAAAGUGAGAAGAAUAAUUACUAUUCCGGCCACUUCAGCCCCGACAGCCAGUACAUUGAUAACAGGGGUGUACAUGGUGCAGGACUUCACGCAGUACCCAGAGUGCCCAGACUGAAUCAGCACGAGCAGAUAGACUCUUACCCACGACUACCUCAUAGUGCCAACCCCACCGGGAAACCGCCGUCAGCUCUGGCUCCAGCACCACAAAAUGCAUUUAAUACGAAUGUAAGCAGUGGUUAUAACACCAAAAAAAUUGGGAAGAGACUUAAUAUCCAGCUUAAAAAAGGUACAGAAGGUUUAGGAUUUAGCAUCACUUCCCGAGAUGUAACAAUAGGUGGCUCAGCUCCAAUUUACGUGAAAAACAUUCUUCCAAGAGGGGCUGCCAUUCAAGAUGGCAGACUCAAGGCAGGGGAUAGACUCAUAGAGGUAAAUGGAGUCGAUUUAGCAGGCAAAUCCCAAGAGGAAGUUGUUUCCCUGUUGAGAAGCACCAAGAUGGAAGGGACUGUGAGCCUUCUGGUCUUUCGCCAGGAAGACGCCUUCCACCCAAGGGAACUGAAUGCAGAGCCAAGCCAGAUGCAGAUUCCAAAAGAAACGAAAGCUGAAGAUGAGGAUGUUGUUCUCACGCCUGAUGGCACCAGGGAGUUUCUCACGUUUGAAGUUCCACUUAAUGAUUCAGGAUCGGCUGGUCUCGGUGUCAGUGUCAAAGGGAACCGGUCCAAAGAGAACCAUGCGGACCUGGGGAUCUUUGUCAAGUCCAUCAUUAACGGAGGAGCAGCGUCUAAAGAUGGAAGGCUUCGGGUGAAUGAUCAACUGAUAGCAGUGAAUGGAGAAUCCCUGUUGGGCAAGACAAACCAAGAUGCUAUGGAAACCCUGAGAAGGUCUAUGUCCACGGAAGGAAACAAACGAGGAAUGAUCCAGCUUAUUGUAGCCAGGCGAAUAAACAAGUGCAAUGAGCUCAAGUCACCUGGGAGCCCCCCCGGACCUGAGCUGCCCAUUGAAACCGUGCUGGAUGACAGAGAACGGAGAAUUUCCCAUUCCCUCUACAGUGGGAUAGAGGGGCUGGAUGAAUCACCCACGAGAAAUGCUGCCCUCAGUCGGAUAAUGGGUGAGUCAGGUAAAUACCAGCUGUCCCCCACAGUGAAUAUGCCCCAAGAUGACACUGUCAUUAUAGAAGAUGACAGGUUGCCAGUCCUUCCUCCACAUCUCUCUGACCACUCGUCUUCUAGCUCCCGUGAUGAUGUGGGAUUCACAAUGACAGACCCCGGUGCGUGGGCCACAGCCGCAAUCAGUGACUCUGCAGAAUGCUCUUUGAGCCCCGAUGUCGAUCCAGUGCUCGCUUUUCAGCGAGAAGGAUUUGGACGCCAGAGUAUGUCAGAAAAACGCACAAAGCAAUUUUCAGAUGCCACUCAAUUGGAUUUCGUUAAAACGCGAAAAUCAAAAAGCAUGGAUUUAGGUAUAGCUGACGAGACUAAAGUCAAUACAGUGGAUGACCAGAAAGCAGGUUCUCCGAGCAGAGAUGUAGGACCUUCACUGGGUCUGAAGAAGUCGAGCUCGUUGGAAAGUCUGCAGACAGCAGUUGCUGAGGUGACUUUGAAUGGGGAUAUUCCUUUCCACCGUCCCCGACCCCGGAUUAUCCGAGGCAGGGGGUGCAAUGAGAGCUUCAGAGCUGCAAUCGACAAAUCUUAUGACAAACCUGCUGUAGAUGACGAUGAUGAAGGCAUGGAGACCUUGGAAGAAGACACAGAAGAAAGUUCAAGAUCUGGGAGAGAGUCUGUAUCCACAGCCAGUGACCAGCCUUCCCACUCCCUGGAGAGACAGAUCAAUGGAAACCAAGAGAAAGGUGAUAAGGCUGACAGAAGAAAGGAUAAAACUGUAAAAGAGAAGAAGAAAGAUAGAGACAAAGAAAAGGAUAAAAUUAAAGCCAAGAAGGGAAUGCUGAAGGGUUUGGGAGACAUGUUCAGGUUUGGCAAACAUCGAAAAGAUGACAAGAUUGAGAAAACGGGUAAAAUAAAAGUACAGGAAGCCCUUACUUCAGAAGAGGAGAGGAUGCGAAUGAAGCAGGAACAGGAGAGGAUUCAAGCUAAAACUCGAGAAUUUAGAGAGCGGCAAGCCCGAGAGCGUGACUAUGCUGAAAUCCAAGACUUUCAUCGGACGUUUGGCUGUGAAGACGAUUUGAUGUUUGGGGGAAUGCCUUCGUAUGACGGUUCCAUGGCCAGACCCCAGAGCCCGAGAGAAGGGCAUAUGAUGGAUGCUUUGUACGCCCAGGUGAAGAAGCCUCGGAAUUCCAAACCGUCACCUGUAGACAGCAACAGAUCCACUCCUAGCAACCAUGAUCGGAUACAGCGUCUGAGGCAAGAAUUUCAACAGGCAAAGCAGGAUGAAGAUGUAGAAGACCGGCGACGUACCUACAGCUUUGAACAACCCUGGCCAAAUUCCAAGCCAUAUGCGCAGAGUGGCAGGCACUCCGUGUCCGUGGAGGUCCAGAUGCAGCGGCAGCGCCAGGAGGAGCGGGAGAGUUUCCAGCAAGCCCAGCGCCAGUACAGCUCUCUGCCUCGGCAAAGCCGGAAAAACGCCAGUUCUGUCUCCCAGGAUUCUUGGGAGCAGAACUACGCCCCUGGGGAAGGCUUCCAGAGUGCCAAGGAGAACCCCAGGUACUCCAGCUACCAAGGGUCGAGGAAUGGCUACAUGGGCGGGCACGGCUUCAAUGCGAGGGUGAUGCUGGAGACCCAGGAGCUCCUGCGCCAGGAACAGAGGCGGAAAGAGCAACAGAUGAAGAAGAAGCCUCCUCCUGAGGGGCCCAACAAUUAUGACUCGUAUAAGAAAGUCCAGGACCCCAACUACACCCCUCCCAAGGGUCCCUUCCGGCAAGACGUGCCCCCCUCGCCUUCUCAGGUUGCCAGGCUGAACAGACUGCAGACUCCUGAGAAAGGGAGGCCCUUUUAUUCCUGAGCAGGAGAAGAACAGAUUCUUCAUGUCAUGCAAUAAAGGACAUUUUCCUAUGAAGACGUGUAUUUUGGAGAGUUUUUUAAAAACCUUGACGGUACUAUGGAAUAUUUCUCCUGUCAGUAUCAGUGCCUUUAAGGAGUAUGGGCAAAGAAACAGAAGGCCUUAAUGUCUUUGCCACUAUUUCUCAAGUGUCUAUUUCAUGGAAGGAUUUCGCACCGCCUGACAAUCAUCUGUUCGAGGUAUUCAUAUGUUCUGCAUCUCUCCGGGGUCCCAGGAACCUCGGCCCAAUUCAUGACAUGUCCAUAGCUUUGCUAUUACAGCCCCACAGAACCUGUGGAGACAGGUUAAAUUGAAGUUGAGGGUGGCAUUGAUCCCUCUUUUUCCCUUUACUUUUCCUUAGAUGUGAGGCAGAUGAGAACAGAUGUCAUACACCAGAAAUUGGGGUUUCACGGUACUUCACAACACACCCGUUUCUGGUACUCUGUAAUCAGGAUGGUUUCCCCUUUUCUUUCUGAGUUCCUUAUAAAAGGAAAAUUAUUUUGUCCUAUUAAAGAUGCUAACCCAUAUUCCAACACUCUUGAUUUAUCAUGGGAGUCCUUUUGUCACUGCUUUAUAACGCAACGUUACCAAUAAAGUUAACGGUGAUGAUUGCAAUCUGUGUUUAUAAAUAUCUUUGCUCAAUCAUGUUCCUAACACAUUUUCUGAGUCCCCACAGCUCUGCCUAGGGGAUCAUGGGAGAUGGGAGUGAUCAACAGUGGCAGAAGGGCCCUGCCUGCCCAUGGGCCUCAGCGUGUACCACAAUGUGGGAGGUGGUGGCUAAGAAAAGAAUUCUCCCAGGAUGAGCUUACAGUCCAGUACAUCCCAAUAAUUAUUUUAAUUACUUUUUGUUCUGACAGGUUGGUAGGAAGGGCUUAGAGUGGGACAGAGAUAAAACAGACAGUCAUUUUUGGAUUUAAAAACUGAUAUUUCUAUGGUUUUUAAAGUCGCUUGGAAUUAACGUCUGCCUAGCACACCCACAUACUGUACCUCUGCCUGGUGAUGCCAUGUUACUAAACAAUUCUACCACGAAAUGUAAAAGACAACCAUAACACAUCCUACAGAGAACACUCUGGUGGCCCAGCCUGGUGGUAACAGAAGAUUGCUCUCGUGUUGAUAUUUUUAAUGUACAUAUGAGUCACAAGAACCUCUGUGCUCACACAGUUUCAUGUGUUGGCCUGAACGUCAUGUCUUGUAAAGCAUAGCUGGGCUGCUAAAGUGCCUGCAAAGUCUGGUGUGAAAAAAGCUCGAGAUCAAAGCUCAGCAUUCCAUGUAUUCACAAAAAAGAAAAAAAAAAAAAAGACAUGUAUUGAUAUGCCUAUUUUUUUUUUUUUACUGGCACAUUGUAUUUUUGUGUCAACUUGUUUUUAGAAAAUAUGUGAAGUGUCCACAUGUGUACCUGUGAGUGUUAUGCACUUUUGUGUCAUGGUCCUCUUUGUUAAUAAUGCCCAGUGAUGUUCCCACGGUGUGAACAAUGUAAGCGUGGUGGCCUGGGAUGACAGUGGCUCUUUCUCACAGCCCUUCCUGAGCUGUGAGAAAGAGCUUUCUUUGUACAUAUGAGACUUAUAAUAAAAGGCAUAUUUCUUCCUGUUCUUGUGGUGUCUGUAGU